Molecule: messenger RNA, 1799 nt
Organism: Drosophila ananassae
Lineage: Eukaryota; Metazoa; Arthropoda; Insecta; Diptera; Drosophilidae
Product: glutathione-specific gamma-glutamylcyclotransferase 1
Exons: 5
Coding region: 575-1444 (289 amino acids)
Biological process (GO): glutathione catabolic process
Cellular component (GO): cytoplasm
Molecular function (GO): glutathione specific gamma-glutamylcyclotransferase activity; gamma-glutamylcyclotransferase activity
Source: RefSeq, a predicted model, not a curated record
CAGCGCAAUUCACGCAUUUACAUUAAAGCCGUCAGUGAAGACGGACGUCUCACUGUGAAGUGCUCGCAUCUGCCUUCUCAGUCGAGAAAGCGAGUGCCAUUGUUAUUGUUAUUGUUUUUCAUAGGCUCCAAUACAAAGUGCGCGUUGUAUUUGUUAUUGCGAAGAAGCAUGUCGCAACGGAAUAGAAAAUGCUGAUAAAAACGGAAGAGAAACACAAUCAACAAGCCAAAGUGUAGUGCUAAAGUUGAACGGAAACUGAUAAGCGGUUUGUUGGCGAAAAACAAGCGAUCGUACUGUAUUUAACCGUUACCUGUGAAAGCUGCCACAAAUGCACAGAAUCUCACCAUCGCACCGCCGCUGGACAGGUCGAGACGUUGUCUGGCGGGAAAUGUAUUAAGAGGAAACGGAUCCAGCCGCUACCAACAUGCACUGAUAUUGGCGCACAGGAUACGAAUACCGAUCUCGACCUGGAGCAGUUGGCCUAGACCAGCAAUCGAUAGACCAUAAAAUUCCCUCCGUUUUACCCCAAAAAGUAUUUAUUAAAACUGAUCGCAGAAAGUGCCGGCUCAGGAUAAUGGCGCACUUUAGUGGACAUCGGGCGCCGACAGAGGUGCCGGCCCAUUUCAAAAAUCUCUUCACCAACGGACAGUUGGGAGCGGCCGAGGAUAACAACAAUCCCGGCGACAACAACGAACAGGAGAACCGGCCCAUCAACGGCAACGAUGACACGAACAACAACGGGCAGCAGGAUAUCGCCUGUUGGGUCUUCGGAUACGGAUCAUUGUGCUGGUAUCCAGGCUUCACCUACAGCAAGUGUAUUACUGGCUAUAUUCGCGGAUAUGUUCGCCGAUUCUGGCAGGGCAAUGCCACCCACCGGGGCUGUGAAGAAAAGCCUGGACGUGUUGCAACGCUGGUUGAGGACAAAGAGGGAAUAACUUGGGGAUGCGCGUAUAGAAUAACAGGAAGCACGGCUCUGGAUUACCUGAAGCAACGCGAGUGCACUCUGGGAGGCUAUGCGACCAUCGAUACCAAGUUCUUUCCCCGUGUCGCAUCCCAGGACACACCGUUUAGUGGAGAAGCCGUGGAGGUGCUAGUCUAUGUGGCCACGCCGGAGAAUUGUCAUUGGCUGGGCGAGUCUCCAGUGGAGGAGAUCGCCGCACAAAUUGCCUCUUGCCGGGGACCUAGUGGCCACAACGCUGAAUACCUGUUGCGCCUGGCCAUGUUCAUGCACGACGAGAUUCCCGGCGUGUGGGAUGAGCACCUGUUCCAACUGGAGCGUCUAGUCCUGCAAGAGCUUUACCGCCGCGAAAUACCUCUCUCGUCUGUGAUGGGCCGGAAUCCGGAUCGGAUACGCCGCGACUCCCACGAAGAUAUCCGCCGCCCGCCGUCCUUCGAGUUCACCUCCCGUGUGCCGGAAACUAAGCUGCGCUGCCUCAACAUUUGAUCGCUGGUGUUUAGGUGGUCCACCAAUGACCAUCAGAAUCAUACUCCAGAAUCAACAGAAUCCGAAAAAGCAGCAGCAAGUGAUAUUCGAGCCGCGUUUAUUGCUACAGCAAAUUCCAAAUUUAUGAUCGACAUUUUAGCUUUUUAGAGAACCUGAGGAGUCUAUCGCCAAAUUUGAUGUAUUUUAAUUUGUACAUAACCCUAGAGCUAGCCAGUAAGCAGCCGUAAGAAAAUCCUCGAUAAGUGAUCUGAUUUAGCCACUAAGCUAGACUAAGAGAGUCAGUAAGCACAAUACAACAAUUUUUAUACUUGAAACAGUCAGGGAGCUAAAUUAAAGCCAAAACAAAAUAACAUAA